Molecule: messenger RNA, 3642 nt
Organism: Cuscuta campestris
Lineage: Eukaryota; Viridiplantae; Streptophyta; Magnoliopsida; Solanales; Convolvulaceae
Source: the annotation of a GenBank genome assembly
ACCAUAUUCCCCUUCUCCAUUUCAUACCCAUCUCCACUGCACACUUGAAACAUUCAUCUUGGAAGAUUUGUAGAAUCCAUUAUUUAGAUUUAAGUUUUAUUUUUUAUGUGAGUGUGUGUCUCUAAUAUACCACUCAAAAGUUCCAGUCUUUGCGAGUUCUUACUUCUUAGCUUGAGGAAUAAGGGUUUUGAUUUCGCUUUGAAAAUAAAAAUUCAGUUUUUAUUUUCAAGAAUCUUUUUUUGGAAGGAUCUAAUUGAAGCAGAGGAAGGAUUCAAGAUUUUGGGAUUAGUUUUGUUAAAUUGUUCUGUGUUUGAUCAUUUGCUUGAGGGGACUUGUAAUCUGCAAGUGGUCUUUGGUCCCAAGAAUCUGAAUUGAGUUUGUAUAAUGACUAGCAUCUUGAAGGGUAUAUUCCCAAUUUUGUCCCCAAAGAAAUAUAAUGAAGGUGAUGAUGAUGGUGAGUUUGAUCUGGAAUACUCAAUUGCAAUGGAGUACAGUGGACCCCUGGUUAGUCAUGACAUCCCGCAGGUUGUUCCGGUUGUUUUAGACCGGAUUCCGGCAGCAACCUUGUUUGAUGCUUCUUUCAUAUCAAACAGUCAAAUAUUGUCAAUCCCGGUUAUUCGACCAAUUGCCAAGACAAAGGAUCAUUUCAACAACAAAGGGAUACCAAAGGCCUCCUCUGAGUCUACACAAACAAGGGGUUCUUUAAAUUCCAUCUGUGGUGACGAAUAUGCCUCUAACAAAGGGUAUGAUUGCGUUGAAAGUUCUGGAACGUUGGGUUUUUCUGACCAUCGCGACCAUUCCAAUGAAAUUUCAGAGAGUUCGGGUGCUUUGAGUAGUGAAGAGGUUGAAGAAACUACUGAAAUCCAGUCAGGUGAUAAUGUGAUCACCUCAAACAGUGACGAUGGCGUUGUAAAUUUCCCAGUGAAGUCCUUAGUCGUCACAACUCGUUCGAAGAAGUGUUUUCGGUGUCACAAAAGAAGCAUGUUUAUAAAGAGGGAAGUUUGUUUGGUUUGCAAUGCAAAGUAUUGUGACAAAUGUGUUGUAAGAGCAAUGGGUUCGAUGCCAGAAGGGAGGAAAUGCAUCACUUGUAUUGGUUAUGGGAUCAAUGAAAGAAAGCGGGAUUUGUUAGGGAAGUCCUCUGCAAUGCUCAAGAGAUUGUUCACCGGUGACGAGGUUAAAAGGGUCAUGACAUUGGAGAAAUCAUGCAAAGCCAAUCAAGUCCCUUCCAAACGUGUCAUUGUGAAUGGUAAAUGCCUUUCACCCCAAGAGUUAGUCGUUUUGCAGAGCUGUCCUCACCCACCUAAGAAGUUGAAGCCCGGGAGGUAUUGGUAUGAUCAAGUCUCGGGAUUUUGGGGGAAGGAGGGCGAGAGACCUUGUCAAAUUAUUAGUGACCAGCUACCAGUAGGCGAAACAAUCAAGCGAGAUGCUAGCAAUGGAAACACUGAUGUAAUCAUAAAUGGCCGGGAGAUUACAGGGGCAGAGCUAUGGAUGAUGAAGGUGAUUGGAAUCCAUUGCGAUCGGAGCGUUCACUUCUGGCUGCAGGCCGAUGGUACUUACCAGCAUGAAGGUAUGAAGAAUGUUAUGGGGAAUCUUUGGGAAAAGACAGGAGUGAACCUAGCAUGUGCCAUUGCAUCAUUACCAACUCCUCCCAAGCCCUCGCGUUCAAGUAGACAAGAAAUUGACCAACAUAUAGACAACGAUCGUCAGGAUCAAACAUAUCUUUACAAGGCCAAAAUUGAAAAUGAUGUUCGUUUCGAGGAAAAUGAGCGUCAAUGUUUCAAACGCGUCAUCCAGGGCAAUUUGUACAAGUACAUAAGCAUAUUGUUAGAGGGUCGCGAUCAAUUCGAAGAAGGCUACCGAAUUAUAUACAGGCAAAAACACAUAGAUGAACCCGGCCCUUCAGUGAUCCAUGAGCAAGAAGAUGAAGAGAAUAUUUACUCAAUGAAUCCACGGCUCAAGAAGUUUGCGGAUUGGCUACUCCAAGUAUGGAUGUCGGGAAAUCUUGAAGCCAUUUUCCCUGCGGCUACGCGCGAGUAUUCGCCAUGGGUAGAGGAGCUGUGGAAAGACAAAGCUUUUCAAGCGACCUAUCAGCGCAGAUUUGAGUUGCAUAUGCUGCCCAGAGUCGCUGCCCAUUUCUUAGAGCGGGCGGUUGAGAUCUCUCGGCCUGACUAUGACCCUUCUUCCAUGGACAUUUUGUACGCCGAGGGUUGUGCUUCUGCAGCAAAUGGGGUUGCUUUGGUCGAAUUCUCCCUCUCCAAGCUCUCUAAUGAUAGCCACAUGACGACCAUCGGUCAAAAUAAUUCCUCCAUUCGGUGUGAACUGACGAGGGUUCCUGCGAGCAGCCUGGGGGAGAAUUGCAAGUUCUUGGAGAUGUUUGAGGACACCGACAUUGUCCUAUACACGGUUUCGCUGACGGAUUAUAUAGAGGAUCAUGAAGACCACAAUGGCGUGGUCACGAACAAGAUGGUGGAGAGCAAGAAACUCUUUGAGAGCAUCGCGACUCACCCGUCUUUCGCCCAUAAACAUUUCCUCCUAUUGCUUACAAAGUUCGACGUUCUAGAGGAACUCAUAGAACAGUUCCCUCUUUGUAAGUGCGAGUGGUUCCACGACUUCAAUCCGAUAAUCAGCCGCAACUCCAACAACAACAACGGAAGUAACCCGUCAUUGGCACAGCGCGCGUUCCACUACAUCGCUUCGCAGUUUAAAGCGACGUACAAGACGCUAACAGGGCGGAAACUGUACGUUUCACAUGUCACGGGGAUCACGGGCGAAUCCGUCAACGAUGCUCUAAAAUACGCGUGUGAGAUUCUCAGUUGGGACGAAGAGGAAGAUUUAGUGUUGCACGAAUGGGCUGCGGAGAACACGGAGGUUAGCACAAGUGUGUAACCAUUAAUCAUAUCUUCUCCUCCUCCUCCUCGCUAUGUCAUAGUUUGACAUCAUUGAUGAUAUAUCUAUGCGGUUACAUAUAAUGAUUGUCCGUACGUGUCUCUGAGAUACAAUAGUGUCAUCAAUGGUGUCAAACUUGCAUGAUCAAUGAAAGAAAUUAUUAUGUUUUCAUUCAAUGUCUUGUGUAGCAAAUAAUGCUACAACUUACAACAUCCAUCCCAUCUUGUGAACAUAUGUGUCUGGUCUAAAUAAGAUGGGGGAAAAGAGAGAAAUUUGUACAAACAGCAAAACAUAAAGACAUGAAUAUACUUAUAUACAUACACACACAUGUUGGUUCAUGCUCUCUAGAUCUUGUCUCGCUCGGUUUUCGUCGACCUUUAGCGUAAACUAUGCUAAAAGGUUGGGGAAAACCGCGCGAGACGGGAGAUUAUUCAAAGCCUGGCGCCGGCCGGGGUUUGUUUUAGUAAGGGGCAAAGCGGUCCAUGAUCAAGAAAACGGUGGACUCUGUAUCAUCCACCGAUGAUUGCGGAGCAGGCGAAGAAGAUGAAGACGAAGAGACCAGAGCAGGGCCUGUGUUUCUGGGUCUGAGGAGAAAUGGGUUUGUUGUGGAGGAUUGAACUUUUUCCUUGAGCUUUGCAAGCUGGACCAUACAAGCUUCAACCAAUGCAGCCAUUUUUUCUUCUUUUCUGGUUUUGUUUCUUGGAGAAGAUGAAGAUGGUGAAAUAAAUUUGCAGAUAAUGAAUUGUUACUGGAUGA